Plasmopara halstedii is the source of this 465-nucleotide messenger RNA. RefSeq lists its product as hypothetical. The transcript has a single exon. NCBI's taxonomy places the organism in Eukaryota, Oomycota, Peronosporomycetes, Peronosporales, Peronosporaceae. Bases 1 to 465 code for a protein of 154 amino acids. The record is from RefSeq and is a predicted model, not a curated record.
AUGCAGCAUACGCAUGAGGCAGGAAGACUACCUGCACGGUUGGAAUGCAGCGUUCAGCGCGGCGAAGUGCCGCAGCAAACCCAGUUCCGCCCACCACAGUUCGCAGCGGCACAGGACUACGCGCGACGAAUGGAGCCGGUUGCACAGCAAGCGAUGCAUGUACCAGAUGAGCGGCAGCGCAGGCUCACGAUUCGCAAGUUUGACGGAUCGGAGCUGUACCGAGGUCUGGGCUCCGGGUUUUUAGAUUGGGAUCGGGCGUUCAUGCGUCAGAUUCAGUACGCGCAAGCAGCGUGUGGUUUUGAAUGGUCAGAAGACGUGAAGACUGACUUGCUUGGUCACUACUUGAGUGGUCACUACUUGAGUGGCACGGCCGAGCGGUGCUACAACAAGCAGGUCGAGACUUGGUGGCGCCAGCUCCUGACGCUGGACUAUGUUAUGAGCGACUACACCCGACGUUCAAGAUGA